AUGUCAUCCACGACCACCUACUCCUCGAUCUUCCACCCCUACCUUUCCCCUUCCUUGUCCGCUCUCCUUGCCCACCUCCCUCCAUCCACCCCUCUGGAUACGUUGAGCCGGACGCCUCCGUCGCGCCUCCAACGCACCGCCCUCCCCAACAUCGGUCUAAUAGAGCUCGUCUCUGCGACCGAUUUCUCGGCGUUGUAUGACCCGCUCUACACCCACAGUUUCCCCCGCGUGACCGAGCGGGAACGGUCAGAUCUGAUCGUCGAGCGCCUUGCGGCUCAAGCGGAGGGCGAGAGGAAAGGUCUGGCGCCUUAUCGAAUCGUCGGGAUCAGAGACCACCAGGGCGAGGCGAUUGGGGCCGCGCAAUUCAGUGUCCUCCCGGUUCCGCCCCGGACAGGAAUCAAGAGCACGAUAUGUAAUGGUGCCGACAAUGGAGACUCUAUCACCAACGACAGCGACGACGACAGCUUAGGCAAAGGGUCGAAAUACGCCGUGCCGUACCUGCAAUACAUCUACGUCCGUCGUCAGAACCGCCGCCAAGACAUGUCCGAAGUCCUGCACACGAUGGUCCUCGCCGUUGCUGCCGCGGACGCCGCCCUGAUGGACGCCGAGGACCGAGAUCUUUCCAGUACUUCACCCGGUGCGGUGCCGCCCGUCACGCGAAGCGUGCCCUUCACUCUCUUCGAGACCGAGCCGCCAGACCACGGUGACGACCACGCCAGCAGAGCGUACGCACUGGAGCGGUCCAAGAUCCAUACCUCGACGGGCGGCAUGGCGCUCGUGCUGCGUCGACCCCGCGGGCGUUCUUCCGCCUCCGGUCGCGACGACUACCACCACGAGGAAGAAGAAGACGAGAUCCUCAGCGCCCACGUCCAGCCGGGCCUGGAACCGCUCGACCCGCCCCUGACGCUCGUCUGGAUCAUCCGUCCCGCACCCACUGCCACACCGGGGCAGGACUACGACCUCACGAGUCUCGGCAAGGCCCUCGUCGCGGCCUACUACCAGAGCUUGAGGGACGAGGGGUUUCCCGAGGCCAACAUCGCGCUCGCCGAAUGCAUGGUGGAACAGAGGUGCAAGGGUAGCAUCUUCCAAUUGAUGCCCUUGGGCGACGUGAGGGACUUUGGUGCGGAUAACAGGGAAUUUAGAGAUUAA
Fonsecaea monophora is the source of this 1149-nucleotide messenger RNA. RefSeq lists its product as hypothetical. The transcript has a single exon. The coding region runs from base 1 to 1149 and encodes 382 amino acids. The record is from RefSeq and is a predicted model, not a curated record. NCBI's taxonomy places the organism in Eukaryota, Fungi, Ascomycota, Eurotiomycetes, Chaetothyriales, Herpotrichiellaceae.